Molecule: messenger RNA, 2428 nt
Organism: Labrus bergylta (ballan wrasse)
Lineage: Eukaryota; Metazoa; Chordata; Actinopteri; Labriformes; Labridae
Source: RefSeq, a predicted model, not a curated record
UAGACCACUCAGCUGGAGUACAGACUUUGAAGCUGACUGGACUCUAUUUGGAGCUGUCAAGUCAUCUAGACUGGACUUCUUUACUCUUGGAUUAGUUUGGUUUUAGUGAAUCAGCCUCUUUUUGUACAUUUUUUUUUUUUUAUAUCUACGGCUGAACUGGACCUUUAUUCCCUUGUGAAUGCUGGGGUUGGUGGGUGACCCUCAGAAACGAGGAGGUGAAGUGGUAACCAUGUGGAUCCCAACCCCCAGCAUGACUCUCCCUCAGCGGGUGGUGCUGUACGGGACGUGUGUGGUGGCUCUGAUGAACUCUGUGGGCCUCCUGGUGCUCCUAGUCCAGCUGAACCAGCAGCGUGUGUGGCUGGAGCAGACAGGGGAGAGGCUGACGGAGGUGCAGCAGAGCUCGGUGGUGGAGUUCAUCCAGGAGGUCCCCAGAGGAGCAGCAGGGUUGAGGGCAAGCGUCGGGGACCAGCCUCAGUACCAGUACCAGUUCUCCAGGAAUAAGAGGAGUGAGGAGCUGGAGAAGGAGAAGGAGCUACAGCAGGAGCUUCUCCAGGAGGAGGUCCUGGAGCAGGAGGUCAGCCAGGAGGUGGGAGAGGAAUCAGAGAAGAAGAUGAAGAAUGAAGUGAAACAUAAGCACCAUCACAGUCAGAGCUACCACAAGGCCCACGUGCAGGAUGACAUGAUGAUGAUGAUGACCUACUCCAUGGUGCCGAUCAAAUUGUUGAUCGACAUUUGCAACAGCACCAAGGGAGUCUGCAUAGCCGGACCUCCAGGACCGCCUGGUUUGCCUGGUGCAGACGGUAAUCCCGGAUACAAUGGGACUGAUGGCAUCCCAGGACUGAAUGGAGUGCCCGGGGCUGAUGGCAAAAGAGGGAAGAAAGGACCACCAGGUGAAAGAGGAGAGCCAGGAGAGUCUGGUCCCCCUGGAGAGAAGGGACAACCAUCCAAUGACGUUAUCAUUGAGGGCAAGUAGAGUCCUCCUGGUCCUCCAGGUCCUCCAGGUCUCAUGGGCCCUCCAGGACCUCCGGGCCCUCAGGGGCCGCCCAGAAUCAGGCACCAGAGAGCCAACCUUCAGGCUGCUCAGACUCUGGGACUUUUACACGCAGUUCCUAACGACGACACCUCACCUGUUAAAGAGGCUUUGAAAAUGCACGAGAAGCCUUCUAAAAAGAAUGACUGCCUGAUCAAGUCUCUGAUCAACCCCAGGAAUGUGGCAAAGAUGGAGAGCACGUUUGGGACAUGGAUGAAGGACACGGCUCGACUGAACGAUGAGAGAAUAUGGGUGGCAGAACACUUCUCUGGUCGUGUGGUGAAGGAGUAUCAGAGCAUUGGCUCUUUCCAGAACGGCAGCAGCAAUGUUGUAGAUUUGAGGAAGUUUUACCAAGGCUGCGGCCACACUGUUCACAACGGCUCCUUCUAUUAUCACAUCGCUGGCACCUCCAGCAUUGGCAGGUUCGACUUUCACACUAAGAAGCUCCACACCUUGACUAUAGAAAACGCUCUGCACCACAGCCUGGCCUACCUGCUCCACAACUCCAAAACGUACUUCAAACUGGCAGCAGAUGAGAACGGCUUGUGGCUGAUUUUCGCCUCCAGCCUGGACGAGAGCAUCAUGGUGGCCCAGCUGGACCAAAAGACCUUCUCUGUCAUUUACAUGAACACCACCUACCCCCGCACCAAAGCGGGCAACGCCUUCAUUGCCUGCGGUGUCCUGUACGUCACUGAUACCAAAGACACCAGAAUCACUUUCGCGUUUGACCUGCUGAAGGGGAAGCCGGUGAAUAUGACCUUUGACCUGAGGCCUCCGGUCGGAGUGCUGGCCAUGCUCUCCUACAGCCCGAAGGACAGACACCUGUACGUGUGGGACAACGGCCACGUCAGGCUGUAUGUGGUCCACUUUAUCUCUGAUGAAUAAAAUACUACAAUAACAGGAGAUACAGUCAAAUAUGCAGACAUGACAGAGUCGAGUGUCUCUUAGGAAAAUGGUUCAUUAGGGUUUCAGGAGAAAGUCUCAUCUAUACCAUCCUUCAGAUUGUUCAGUUUCAGUGUAUUCUCUUGUUGAAAUCACUAUAUAGUCUUUUUCUCUCUCCAAUAAUUCUCAUAUCUAGUCAAAAAUAAGUUUGCUGUAUGUAUAUUCUAUUUGCUAUGUUCAUGGAAGAUUUCAGAGUUUCUAACCGUGUUUAAACUUCUUAUAAUUUUAUAUCAAAUUGAUUUGAAUUUCUACUGAGUUCAAAGUUUUUACAUUAUCAAGUGUAUUUGCAUGACAUUUUGUUUAUGUAUUUUUUUAUAUCGAUGAACAUGUUGCUCUCCUAAUUAUUUUGUACAUAUAGAGUGUCCACCUGACUUUUUAAUGCAGCAGCACGGUCCCUUUGUUGCUCCGUCUUCCUGACAGAAAAGAAAAAAAAAAACAACAGUGCCAAAUCCAGCU